Molecule: messenger RNA, 3389 nt
Organism: Poecilia latipinna (sailfin molly)
Lineage: Eukaryota; Metazoa; Chordata; Actinopteri; Cyprinodontiformes; Poeciliidae
Gene: uimc1
Product: ubiquitin interaction motif containing 1
Exons: 23
Coding region: 157-3075 (972 amino acids)
Biological process (GO): positive regulation of DNA repair; double-strand break repair
Cellular component (GO): BRCA1-A complex
Molecular function (GO): K63-linked polyubiquitin modification-dependent protein binding; histone binding
Source: RefSeq, a predicted model, not a curated record
UUGAGAAAUGGGACUUUGGAUUGGAGCGUGACAUACGUCUUACGUAGACAUCACGUGGUAGCGGGACAGAAACAAACAUGGCGCCGCGAAAGUGAGAAAAAAACCCUCUGCCUUUCCUGUCAGUCAGCGCUCAGGGUUGGAUGAUCCCACACGCAAAUGAGAGGAAGAGGAAGACACUCUUCAUCGCCGUCGUCAGCGACUCAGCAGCAGAGCAGGAUGGCUCUGAGGAAGAACCUGACCCAGAACGUUUCCUCUGAUAGCCAACAGGAUGAAAACACCCAGGAGGACAAAGCUUCUACCGACACAGAAAGCAGGGAUGGGCUCUCGUCUUUGCUUCAGUCAACAUUAUUACCACGAGAGAAACGCCGAACGGAGAGGAAGAACCACUGCAGACGAAAAGAGAUGACUGAGGAGGAGGAGAUGGACCUGGCGCUACAACUCAGCAAACAGGAAGCCAGCAACACAGCACUGAGACAGCAGCAGGAGGAUGAGAAUGUGAUGAAGGCCAUUCAGGAGAGCAUGGUCAUCCAGACACAACCUGGUCCGAAGUCUCCAGACAAACAUCUGCUUGACGGCGUCCCGCAGAGCACUGGCUCUCGACGAAAACUCUCAUACUCUAACGGGGAGAGGAUGCCAGAGGAGGUGAACUCAGGAGCUGUUGGACCAGGAGAUGAAAUUAUUACCAGGAGAAAAAAGCUGAGAAAACAAGCUGGCAGUCCUCUAAUGAAAAUGCCAGAUUUGUCACAGACUCAGAAUGUUUCCUCUCAGAAUUCUCCCAGUAUCACAGAAUCGGUCUCCGCUCAUCUGGACUCUCCGCAGAGCUCCGGCUCAACAGAUAUUGAAGACUCCCAGCUCCAGAUGUCUCCAGUCUUCCCACUGACCGGCUGCAGAGCGGAGGUUCAUGUCAGUCGCCUCAACCUGGAUCUAGUGGAAACAUGCAAGAGCUCUGGGUUUGUCUUGUGUUCUCAGGACAGUUUGAUUUCCACUCAAAAAUCUGCUCAGCCCAGAAGCCCUGUGUUCCCCCAGAGUAACCCCAUAUUCUGUCCCAAAAGUCCUGUGUUCCCAGGAGAUGACAUGGGCCGUGAAAGACAGCUGGAGCAGAGUCCCACGUUUGUUAAGAGUCCAGUUUUUGCGAGGACUGCUGACUGCUCUAAUCAUCCUGCUUGUGAAAAUCUAGAGCUCAGCUUCUCCUCUCAGGAGAGUUCAAAUCCCACUGUGAGGUCUGACUCCCCCCAGAGCCCUGUGUACCAUAAAACCCCCUCAGGACAGUCUUCACUCUGUAAAGACCCCUGCAGAGGACAGGUGGAGCGGAGAGAUGAGCGAUUGACGAGCCCCACUGAAGUGCAGAGAACCGACCUGCAGCUCCAAGCUUCUGACUGUGACCAGAGUCCUUCUGGCUGCAGGAAGGACAUAAAGUCUGACGGCUGUCCAACUGCCGAGUGCAACAGACAUUCGCCGAAAUCGGAAGAGGUGAAUGAAAACUGCAAAGGCUGGACCUCUGGAAAGAAGGAGCUGACAAGCGACAUGACGCUGAUCUGGUCAGAACAGGAGGAGGAUGAUGUUACACCCGUUGGUUCUCCCAGCCCAGUCUUCCCUGAAGAGAAACCUGCUGUUCCAGCAGACAACCAGUUGGGAUCAUCACCGAAACAUGUAUUGGUGGCUUCCCAAGAACCGUCCUGGCCAGACUGGAGCCUGAAACCCCAGAAAUGUUCGUCACAGCUUCCCACCUCAGCCCUGCAGUCCCAUCCUCUGAGCAGACGGGAGGAUGUCCACAGGGCGUCGCCCCAGCGUGGGGAGCCUUCAGACAGACAGACAGUCCACUACUACUGGGGGGUUCCCUUCUGUCCAAGAGGCCUGGAUCCAGAUACGUACACCAAGGUGAUCGUGGCUCAGAUGGAGGUUUAUGAGAAGAGUCUGAAAGAGGCUCAAAGGGGUCUGCUGAGGAAGGCUGAGUGGGGGGAGGCCAUCCAGCCGGAGCCACAGAAGUCCAUGUCCCCUGAAACAUCAGCUGGGUCGCCUCAGCCUUGUGUUUCUCGAAGGAGAGGUCUAAGACUGAGAGGCAGCAAAAGGAGCGAAGCUGCUGAUUUUCUUCCAGAAGAGGAAGAGGAGAGAAAAGAUGACGGAGAAGAGGAGCAGCAAGAAAAAGAGGAAGGGGGGAACAAGGAGAGUGAUGAAGUGCAGAUGGAUACUGAUGACUGUGAGGUUUGUCCAGAAACUCAACUGAGUGACAACGACAGCACAAAAGAUCUGAGCUUGGAUGUUGAUGCUGAAACACAGCCUUCACAGAAAAAUCCUGAGCUGCCUGAGAUCGAGAUGAUCCUCAGAGGUGAUUCUCCAAUCAGACACGAGUGUCAGGAGCCAGAGCCAAAUUUGAAAACAGACUCAAAAAUGGAGGAAAACGUCUCAAGUUGCUGCAAAGAUGUCAGAGGACAGACUGCACAAAGGGUAAAGAAAGUCAAGAGCAGAAAGGAUCGAGAGGUGGAGAAGAUGGAGGACCGAAGUCUUCAGAGAUCAGAAUGUCCUGAACUGGAAGCAGCCGUUGUCCCUCACAGCCCUGAAGCCUCUGUCGACUGCCCCCUCUGUCAGGGAUCAUUUCCCGCGAGUGAGAUUGAGAUGCAUGCGGCGUACUGUGAUGGCUUUCAAGACCCACUAAAACCUCGUAGGAAGAGGAUGAAGAGAACAGAGGUGGUGUCGGAGGAAACCACCCAACUCUCUGAUGUUUGCAGGAACCAGGAGAAAUGCUACAUCUGUCAGAAAUCUGUUCUUCUAAGAGAUUACAGCCGACAUACAGAACUCUGCCUUCAACGUGGGACAGUGAGCAGGAAGGGAAACCUGUUGUCGGCUUUGGAGAAAACUGAAAGCAGGGACUCAGGUGCUGGACCGUCAGGAUCCAAACCCCAACCUGAAGCAGUUAUUGAUCUACGGGACGAUGAUGAUGAUGAUGAGGAAGUUUCAGCAUACAGGAUCAAUAAUUCUCCCAUCAGAUCCUUCACUCCCAUCUCUGAGGCCACCGGAUGCCUUAUUGACUUCAGGAAACAGCAGCGACCCAAGAAGCCCAGUCAAAGACGGAGAUGAUGUCAUGAAGAAGGAGCCAGAACCUUUAACCAUCACCAGGCUGCCAGGGUUGUGAUGGAGCCUUUUUCAAGAUGUUUUAUUUAAAAAAACAAACUGUCUGACUUUGUUGAAACCACUAUUGCUGAUGUCAAACUACCUCCUGCUUUGUAUAAACAUUCCCGUUAUGUUACUGUAGUUCUGCUUUUUAUUUACAUUUAAUGUCUUUUAAUCAAGCAAACUCAUCUGCUUCAAAAUAACGAUUGAUUUUCUCUGAAUAACAGUUGAACUGAACUGUAGUGCCUUCUACUGUCAGAAUAAAGUAUUACACACCUGAA